This is a messenger RNA of Onthophagus taurus, 1782 nucleotides long. Lineage: Eukaryota; Metazoa; Arthropoda; Insecta; Coleoptera; Scarabaeidae. The record is from RefSeq and is a predicted model, not a curated record.
AUGGCCACGGCGUUAGAAACGAACACUACCGAGCAGGACUGGGUAAAAUUCUGCGAAAGACAUGCCGUGGUUGCUGCUCAGGAUUUCGCCAAAAGCUGUUACCAGUACAUUCAUCGAACACUGCCGGAAACCGCACGUAGUACAGUAACCCAUAAAGACUUCCUCCGAAGAUUCGUCGAAUGUUUCACGGAAACCUUCGAUAAAGACUACGCUCGGCGACGACUCCAACUAACCAAAGUAAGCAACGGUUCAAGCCCCCUCGAAGACGUCAACGAAAUCGUCUCCGACAACGAGGAAGGUUCCCCGAAAAUGCCACAUAAACACUUUCUGCGACGACUUAGUUUUAAAAUGCUUCGAAAAGGUAGAGAGAUUUUCGCCAAACAACACUCAGACGAUUCCGAAAGCAAAACAAAGCUGGCCAAAAUCGUGGUUGAAUGUCGAAAGGAAGGGUUUGUUAAUUACACAACCCCCGAGUGUUUAGAUCAAGCGGGGAGCCCCCCGAAAUGGGAAAAAUGCCGAUUGGCUCUAAUUAAAGCGGUCGGGGGUUACAUGUUGGAGUUUUAUUCCCCUCCGAAAAGUACAAAACCAAAAAGUGGGGUUUUUUGUGCUCUUAUUGUUGAAGCGAGAGAAACAACAGCUUUGGAAAUGCCGGAUCAUGAAAAUACUUUUGUGUUAAAAGCUGAUAAUAACAUCGAAUACGUAAUCGAGGCACCUAGCACGGAUGAAAUGAGAUCUUGGUUAGCCACGAUCCGAUAUUGUAUGCGAUCGAUGCAAGGUCACGAUUUAGCGGGAGCCGGCGAAUUUGCACUAAAAGACGGUCAUCAUCAAAGCGGGGAUCCCCCGGAAGUACCUCCGAGGCAUCUAACUUCCGGGCAAAGAAAUUCUUUCGGGAGUAACUCGGAAUUUUCACCCCAAUCCGAAACCAAUGGCACCGUUGAGUCGGAUAUUGGACAAUUAUUAAAGAAGGAGUUGUGGUUUCAUGGCACUUUGGGACGAUCGGAAGCUGCUCAAUUAGUUCUACACGAAGGACCCGCCAAUCACGGCUUGUUUUUGGUGCGCCAAAGUGAAACUCGAACGGGGGAGUUCGUUUUAACCUUUAAUUUUCGAGGUCGAGCAAAACAUUUAAGGAUGACAAUUAACGAAUUGGGUCAAUGUAGGGUGCAACAUUUUUGGUUUCAAUCAAUUUACGAGAUGUUAGAGCACUUUCGACGUCAACCGAUUCCGCUGGAAAGUGGAGGAAAUUCCGAUGUAACCCUAACAGAUUACGUGGUUAACCCAGGGGCGAGGGCUCAACUUCAAGGCUCUUUACCAAGAACGGUUGGGCAAACAACAAUUCAACAAUCCCAAGGGGGCCAAGAACGGAGACCGCCGCCGCUUCCGGAACAACGCAAUGUGCAAACGCAUAACGGAAGCGUUCGUACCCAAGAGAUCACCCUGGAACAGGUCACCGAGGCCACCAAUAGAGCCGUCGAAAAUCAGUACAGUUUCGUUUAAGAGCGCCCCUAAUUGUGGAGAGCAAAAAUACGUAGUACUUAAUGCAAAAAAUUAAUAAAUAAAUAAAAAUCGAGCCAGGUAAGAUAAAUUAUUUUGUAUGUUUAUUAAAUAAGUACAAAAAAGAAUAUAUUAAAGGAUACUUAUUUAUGGGACAACUGUAUAUGAAAUUAAAUUGGAUAAAAAAUAAUAAUAACUUCGUGUAUACAUGUUGUGUUUAUUAUUUAUUAACGUAUUAAUAUUGUAAUUCAAUAUUGAAAGUAUUAAAAGGAGUUUUAAGAGAUGUAAAAA